AUGGCAACUUUAACGAACGGACAGGUGGAUGGCACAAACGGGCUAGUGAACGGAUUAAGCCACAGUCCAGCGGGCUGCGGGGGCACCAUCCCUAUGAAGGACCACGACGCUAUCAAACUGUUCAUCGGGCAGAUACCACGCAACCUGGACGAGAAGGACCUCCGGCCGCUCUUUGAGGAGUUCGGCAAGAUCUACGAGCUCACCGUGCUCAAGGACCGCUUUACGGGCAUGCACAAAGGCUGUGCCUUCCUUACCUACUGUGCCAGAGAGUCGGCCCUGAAAGCUCAGAAUGCUCUUCAUGAGCAGAAGACCCUGCCAGGGAUGAACAGGCCUAUCCAGGUGAAGCCUGCGGACAGCGAGAGUCGAGGAGAAGACAGAAAACUAUUUGUGGGAAUGCUCAACAAGCAGCAGUCCGAAGAUGAUGUGCGACGUCUCUUUGAGUCGUUUGGCAGCAUUGAAGAGUGCACCAUCCUUAGAGGUCCUGAUGGAAACAGCAAAGGUUGUGCGUUCGUAAAGUAUUCAUCUCACGCUGAAGCUCAGGCAGCUAUCAGUGCACUACACGGCAGCCAGACAAUGCCCGGUGCAUCCUCAAGUCUGGUGGUGAAGUUUGCCGACACGGAUAAGGAGCGCACCAUCCGGCGCAUGCAGCAGAUGGCUGGUCAAAUGGGCAUCUUCAACCCCAUGGCCCUGCAGUUUGGGGCCUACGGGGCGUACGCACAGGUGCAGCAGCAGCAGGCAGCGUUGAUGGCGUCAGUAGGUCAGGGGGGCUACCUCAGCCCUAUGGCAGCCUUCGCCGCCGCACAGAUGCAGCACAUGGCCACCAUCAACGGACUCCCAGGAGGCCACAUGACCCCCACCUCAGGUGGCAGUACCCCCCCUGGUAUCGGCGGCCCCACGGUGACCAGUAUCCCCUCGCCCAUCAGUGUGAAUGGUUUCAAUGGAAUGCCGCCCCCUCAGGCCAACGGGCAGCCCCCUGCCGAAGCUGUGUACACCAAUGGGAUACACCCCUAUCCUGUGUUGCAGGAGGUGGUUUUUAGAGAGGACUCUGAAAAAAACAGCUUGGCUCAUCGGAGUUGUUUUGGGGUUCAGGGUGGCUGCUUCCUCUCUUCUCUCUCUGAAGCUCAGAGUCCCACUGCAGCAGACCACUUACAGCAGGCUUACACAGGAGUCCAGCAGUAUGCAGCCUACCCUGCUGCAUAUGGCCAGAUCAGCCAGGCCUUUCCCCAGCCUCCUCCCAUCAUCCCACAACAACAGAGAGAAGGGCCGGAGGGCUGUAACCUGUUCAUCUACCACCUCCCUCAGGAGUUUGGGGAUGGCGAGCUGAUGCAGAUGUUCCUGCCUUUCGGUAAUGUCAUCUCCUCCAAAGUGUUUGUGGAUCGGGCGACAAACCAAAGUAAAUGCUUUGGGUUUGUGAGCUUCGAUAACCCAGGUAGUGCCCAUGCUGCCAUCCAGUCAAUGAACGGCUUUCAGAUCGGCAUGAAGAGACUCAAGGUGCAGCUCAAGAGGCCGAAGGACGCCAACCGCCCCUACUAG
Salvelinus namaycush (lake trout) is the source of this 1533-nucleotide messenger RNA. Its product is annotated as CUGBP Elav-like family member 4. The transcript has 13 exons. Bases 1 to 1533 code for a protein of 510 amino acids. The record is from RefSeq and is a predicted model, not a curated record. Gene Ontology annotation, cellular component: ribonucleoprotein complex; cytoplasm; nucleus. Gene Ontology annotation, molecular function: mRNA binding. Gene Ontology annotation, biological process: mRNA splice site recognition; regulation of alternative mRNA splicing, via spliceosome. NCBI's taxonomy places the organism in Eukaryota, Metazoa, Chordata, Actinopteri, Salmoniformes, Salmonidae.